UUUUCAACCCCUGCCCCUUGCAUUGUGAAAAGGACAGACUUUCAUGUUUAUGUCCUUUCGGAACCCAGUAAGCUCACACCAAAAGGCUCAGAAGAGCUGGAACUUGCACAUGCUGGCCUUGGGAAGAGGAUGUUAAGUAUGCCAGACCAGCUGACACACAACGAGAUUGUGGCUCUACUUGAAGAUGAAUUUCCAAAACUCAGGACCUUACAAGGAGGUUGGAUGUUUUACAAGGGUUCAGGUGGUAGCGGACGUCGCAAGCUUACCAUAAUUCCAACUGACGCUGAGGGUUACUCCACCAGGCUUCUUAAAUCGGCAUCUAACAAUGGGAAAAACAUACUAUUUGUUGUUCCACUACAGGAGAAGCUUUCUACAGAACCACUUGCCUAUGAUUCAGUAGAGUUUUCCAAGAUGCCACAAUCAAAAUGCAUUGCAUGUGGUAGUCAAAUGCCUUUGCAACUCUUGCCAUUGCAUGUGGAGGGAUGUGAUGGCUCAUCAGCUGAGAAUGAAUCUGGGACAUGUAUGGAUGAGGAUUCUUCCGUUCAUGAGAACCCAGUCCCAUCUACCAUGGGCAUUAAUGAAAUCUUGAGGAUUUGCCCAAUCUGUCAUGUAUCAUACCCAGCUGAAAUCAUAUCAUUUCAUGCAAGUACAUGUGGUGAGAGAAUGAAUUGUGCUCAACAAAACGUUGUAGCCAGUCCCCCAAGGGAAGAAGAAUUGCCAGGACCCUCAGUUCCACAAUUGUCAGCAGCUUCAACCUGGGCCAAUGAAGUUGACCCCCAAAAAGCAUGCCAGUUAUUCAGAGAAGAGUUACUGAACCGUUUCUCUGAAAGUCCACGCCUUUCUCUGUCACUCGACAUGUUUGAUGCAGAAGAAGAACAGGACAGUGCAAUCAUUGCAUUUUAUAAGCUAAAGAAUAUUCACUGGGCAGCACCCUUCCAGUGCAGGCUGAGAGGAGAUGCAGCAGUGGGUGAUGGUGUCAACAGACAUGUUUUGUCAAUGGCCAUGCAGAAAUUGAAGACUGGCUUCAUACUCAUUUAG
This is a messenger RNA of Cololabis saira (Pacific saury), 1038 nucleotides long. RefSeq lists its product as uncharacterized. The transcript is spliced from 8 exons. NCBI's taxonomy places the organism in Eukaryota, Metazoa, Chordata, Actinopteri, Beloniformes, Belonidae. The record is from RefSeq and is a predicted model, not a curated record. The coding region runs from base 130 to 1038 and encodes 302 amino acids.